Messenger RNA from Alternaria infectoria, 762 nucleotides. RefSeq lists its product as uncharacterized. The transcript has 2 exons. Gene Ontology annotation, molecular function: aminopeptidase activity. The record is from RefSeq and is a predicted model, not a curated record. Gene Ontology annotation, cellular component: cytoplasm. The coding region runs from base 1 to 762 and encodes 253 amino acids. Gene Ontology annotation, biological process: proteolysis. Lineage: Eukaryota; Fungi; Ascomycota; Dothideomycetes; Pleosporales; Pleosporaceae.
AUGAUGGCUCAAACACUCCAGUUCACCAGCUACGAGCAUGAAGAUGCCUGGGACGUGAAUUGGCUGCGCGUGGAUGACACCCAUGAACUUUACUAUCAACAGUUCGGCAAGAAGGACGGAAAGCCUGUCAUCUACCUCCAUGGUGGGCCUGGCGGGAACUGCUCCAAAACCAACACCGUCUUCUUCAACCCCUCUGAAUACCGAGUGGUUCUGCUCGACCAGCGAGGCUGUGGUCAAUCGCGCCCUAAUGCCAACACAACAGACAACACUACUUGGCAUCUCGUCGAAGACAUCGAAAAGCUGCGCAAGCAUCUGAAGUUUUCCAAAUGGCACAUGGUCUUUGGUGGCUCCUGGGGAUCCACACUCGCUCUAGCAUAUGCGCAAACACACCCCGAUAGUGUAGGUAGUCUAGUCCUGCGCGGCAUCUUCACCGUGCGAGACAUCGAACUCAAGUGGACCAACCAUGCAGGCGGCGCGCAAAUGCUGUUUCCCGACCGCUGGGAGGACUUUAUCAAGUUUUUACCAGAGGAAGAACGUUCCGAUCAUAUCGGCAACUACCACAAACGCCUCAUGUCUUCAGACUCGUCUAUCAGUCAUCCCGCGGCUGAGGCGUGGAACACGUGGGAGCUAUCAAUCAGCACCCUGUAUCCUGACCCACACGCGUACAAGAAACUGAAAGAACCAGCCUAUCUCCUCGCACAUGCUAGGAUGGAGAUUCACUACUUCAUCAACAAAGCAUGGAUGGAAGACGGGCAGCUGUAA